AUGCGACUGAAGGCCAAGGCUGCAAAGGCCGCCCGGGCAGCCGAGAAACUCAGGAACCCCUCAGCAUUCCGCCGCUCAACCUCAGUGCUCACCGACACCUCAUCCAUCUCCAUCAACAGGAACCCCUCCAUCCCAGCCACCAGUCCUCCACCCAAACUACCACCACCAACCACCUCCCAGGACAUCUCAGUACCCGAUCUGGACUCAACCAGCCCAGCAAGACCAACCCAAAAGGCUUGGUCUCCACCCAUCGAUCCCUUACUCGACAUCGCCACUUUCAUCGAUGAUACUGUGCCCCCCCUGCUCGAUCAUCCGCCCAGCAGACAGGAUAUCCCCGUCCCAGCCGCUCUUCCCUCUCCAACUCUCACCGGCCCAAGCCCCACUCUCCCCGAUCACCAAUCUCAAGCCACCGGCACCCAAGAGAAAACCCAAGAGCCCGCCAGACGAGCUGGUCCAAGCAAAUCCGCUAAGCCGCCCCCUAAGAAAAAACCCGCCAACUUCAUUCCGGAUCAGAAAAGCAAGAAGAACAAAAAGAAUGACAGUCUGACUCCAAGUCAGAAUCAAGAAAACGACGAUCAGAUGGAUAAGAUCAACCAAAAAGUGUCGGCACGCUUCAAGAAACGUCAAGAGAAGAAAGCCGCAGGAUCGCAAGUGAAGAAGCCGAGAGGGAGCCAGCAGAAACAGAAAAAGAAGAAGCAGGUGGGGGAGGGCGUAGACGAGAAUGCGGGGCCAGAGGGGGAAGAAGGAGUGGAGGAAGGGGAGCUGAGCUCAGAUGGCCCGUUGGACCCGACGAAGGUGUCGAUGGCCGAGCUGACAAGGCCCGAAAGGCUCAAGGGCCAGUCGAGCGAGGUGCUUGCAAAGCAUCUCGAGCUGAUCGUCGAGCGCCGGGAGCGCGAGAAAAACGAACGGGCGGUCGCCCGCCAGGAGGCUAAACAAGAGGCCCGACUGCGCCUCUUUAACCGGGCCCAAUCCGUCAAGGCCCGACGGAAACAGAGAGAAGACGGGCAGCUAGACGGCGACGAGCAGGAGGAGGAGGACUUCUCUCAGCAGCAGCUCAGUCCGGCCCAGCCGCAGGACGACGGCCAGCCGUCUCAGGCUCCAGACGGCGCUCUCGAGCAGCAGCAGGCCGACGACACUGAGACUCAGGCCGAGAGCCGCAAACGGAAGAUCAUGGAAGAGUACGGCUUGGAAGACCUCGACUCGGAUGACGAUCUGGCGGACUUCGAGGAAGUGGACUACGACGAAUUCGCCAAAGGGUCCAAGAAAAACCCCGCUACUGCUCCUCCCGCAAAGAAAACUGCUGCGACCCCCGCGUCUCAGUACGCGCCUCAACUCAGAGUCGUCGAUGGACAGAUGGUCCUGGACCAAGACUCGCUGGCCGUCGACCGGCGAGACCAUACUCCUCCGCUGGACGACAUGGAGGUCGUCGAGGAAAGCGACGCCACCAGGUUGGUUAACUCGAACACGUGGAGUAAGGCUGUGCGCGGGGAACGGUGGUCGGCGGACGAGACGAGUCUGUUCUACGACGCUGUGCGGCUGUUUGGGAGCGAUUUCGAGAUGAUCAGCCAGCUGUUUCCGGGCCGAACCCGGCGUCAGAUCCGGCUGAAAUGGAACAAGGAGGAGAAGAUCAACGGGGCGGAGAUCACGGCGGCCUUACUUGGGAAGAAGCGGAGCUCGACGGGCGCGGAGGACGACGAGCUUUCGCGGAUCUCGGAGCACUCGGAGGGGCCCGAGGCGGAGAGAGAGGAGGGGGGAUCGGGGAUGGGCGAGGAGGUGGAGGGCGUGGACGACCUGGUGAUCCCCACCCAGCUGACCGGGUUCUCCGAGUACGCCAGGAUCGUCGGCAUCGACUGUUCCGGCCCGAUCCCGCUCGACCCGAUGGACAAGUGGCGCGAGAAGGAGCGGCUCGAGUUCGCCCAGGCCCACCCCGCCGCCGACAAGGCGAAGAAAGCCGACGCCGACCCCGCCCGCCGUGCCGUACUCUUAUACCCCCCUGGAGACCUGAAAGUGGCUAUCAAAUUAGUUGCGGUUCCGUAG
This is a messenger RNA of Puccinia triticina, 2037 nucleotides long. RefSeq lists its product as uncharacterized. Gene Ontology annotation, molecular function: TFIIIC-class transcription factor complex binding. NCBI's taxonomy places the organism in Eukaryota, Fungi, Basidiomycota, Pucciniomycetes, Pucciniales, Pucciniaceae. Gene Ontology annotation, cellular component: transcription factor TFIIIB complex. Gene Ontology annotation, biological process: RNA polymerase III preinitiation complex assembly. The record is from RefSeq and is a predicted model, not a curated record. The transcript is spliced from 6 exons. The coding region runs from base 1 to 2037 and encodes 678 amino acids.